AUGGAAUCUGCUAUGGGCGAACGCGGCACCUUCAAGCCUGCACCGACGGCACAGUCCCAGAACAAGCCGGGAUUGGAGACCAUAAUGGCAGAGCCUAGUGAGUCGACCAAACUAGAGGGCCUCCACGGCUUUUCUGAAUAUGUGGGUUCCGGAAAGCUGAAAGGCAAAACUGCUCUAAUCACCGGCGGAGACUCUGGGAUUGGUAGAGCAGUUGCUAUUCUGAUGGCCAGAGAGGGUGCGGAUGUUACUAUCGUUUAUCUGCCCGCAGAACAGGUAGACGCUGAGACGACCAAAAAGUCUGUUGAGCAAGAGAAGAGGUCCUGCCUUCUUGUCCCAGGUGAUUUGAAAGAUCGCAACGUCUGUUGCCGCGCAGUGGAUGAACAUGUGAAGAAGUACGGCACGGUCAAUAUACUUGUCAACAAUGCGUCGAAACAGUACAUAUGUACGGAAUUUGAGAAGACCAAUCUGGAUGAGACUGAAGACGUAUUCAGAACCAAUAUCAUCCAGAUGAUGGCAAUGGCGAAGUUUGCUCUUCCUCAUAUGUCACGAGGUGAUUCGAUCAUCAAUACUUCUUCUGUUGUGACUUUCCGUGGCUCGGGGACCAUGAUUGAUUAUGCUGCAACCAAGGGAGCUAUUAUUGGUUUUACUAGGUCUUUGGCGAAACACUUGAUUCCAAAGGGUAUUCGAGUCAAUGCAGUAGCUCCAGGUGCGAUCUAUACACCAAUCCAAGUCGACACCCGAGAUCCCCAGCAGAUGGAAGGAUGGGGUCAGAAGGCUAGUCUUGGCCGACCAGGUGAGCCUAGUGAGGUUGCGACAAGCUUCGUCUUCUUGGCUAGUGCGUGCGCCUCUCUAUACUAUGGGCAAAUCCUACAUUGUUACCCGCUUGGUGACUAA
Penicillium mononematosum is the source of this 894-nucleotide messenger RNA. Its product is annotated as oxidoreductase, short-chain dehydrogenase/reductase family. Gene Ontology annotation, molecular function: oxidoreductase activity. The record is from RefSeq and is a predicted model, not a curated record. The transcript is spliced from 7 exons. The coding region runs from base 1 to 894 and encodes 297 amino acids. NCBI's taxonomy places the organism in Eukaryota, Fungi, Ascomycota, Eurotiomycetes, Eurotiales, Aspergillaceae.